AUGGUUUCAUCCAUCUUCAUCUGGAAUGUUAGAGGUUUGGGUACUGAGGAAAAGCGAGAUAGAAUCAAAUAUAUUGUGGGAAGAAAAAACCCGAAAAUUGUUGCUCUCAUCGAAACAAAAUGGAGUACCUGUAGCAUUGAGCAGAUUUCCAGCAUUAGUGGCUCACGUGAUGUGGGUUGGAAGGCAAAAGAUGCUAGCGGAAGUUCGGGUGGUAUCGCCAUUUACCGGGACAAGAAUCUAUACAGGGAAGUCACAAAUUUUAUUGGGUCUCACUUUAUCGCCAUUGAGUUCGAAGAUAUUCCUGGAUCUAAGUACUGGACUCUUGUGGUUGUUUAUGGUCCCCAGAAUAGAACUGAGAAAUUGAGGUUUAUGUCUGAGAUUGAGGCUUUUUAUAGACAACUCCAGAACCCGUUUUGUUUGGCUGGUGAUUUCAAUUUGAUCAGAAGCCAUGAAGAUUAUAUUGGGGCGGAUAGGAAUUCAGAUUUGAUGAAUAAAUUCAACGAAACUAUAGACAAUCUGGCUGUUUGA
Linum trigynum is the source of this 528-nucleotide messenger RNA. The record is from the annotation of a GenBank genome assembly. Lineage: Eukaryota; Viridiplantae; Streptophyta; Magnoliopsida; Malpighiales; Linaceae.